UAAUUAAUUUGCUCGAGAAUACGAAACGUAGAAAGACCUACUCUCUACUCUAAUAGCAUUCACUGCAGCUGUGAAUUAACUGAGUUCUGAAUCUCGGGUUAGAGUACGGGACUGAAAACGUCGAAUAAGCUGGUGCUGCGGAGGCUCCGCUCCGUGGGUCUAGUUUGAUACCCGAUCUUUUUAACUCGUACAUAUCAGCAAGAGGUCGAAUAACGGUGGGUUGCUUGGGAACUUGACGGUGGGUUGCUUGGGAACUUCUUUUCCCUUUUCCAGCACCGCGUGCUUCUAUUCUCCGGUAAUCUCUGUCUCCAACUCCUCUGCCCGCAUAUGAGCCAGCAAGUCCAUUCACGACAGCUGCUUAGUUCAAUUCAAUUCUGUACCGGUAGAGUUCUUUCUGCUGCCGAAAAGGUAUAAUAUGCUGGAAAGAGUUCUAAAAUACUGCUGAUGGUGCCAAUGACUCUAACCCGCUGCAUAAACUAUAGAACUUUCAUCCCUUUUGCGUAACCUGCUUCCUGCUUAUUAAUUUAAUAGUGAUAACACGCACACUACUCACUACUCAUUUCCUCUGCCUAUGGCAUUACGCUUAUCACUUCCGGAAUUCACUCUUGGCACCGUAAGAUGUCCGCGAACAAAAGAAAAGGUACGAGGAACGACGUGAGCAGCCUAGAAAGGCAAGCAUAGAAAGCUCUCUCCUACCUCGGUCUGGACUCAUACCAUUCACAGAUCACUUAAUUAAUGGACUAUCCCGAACGCGUACAAAAGGAGUUGGAUGAUCGGCAGAUCGGGCACCAGAACCAUUCCACGAUAAUCAAAGGGGCAUGAAGAUUCAUUAGAAAGCUCAGGGUUAGGAGAAGAAACCAUUCACUCUCUGAACUCAUAUGUCAUGGAAUCUCACGCGAGCUACAAGCGGAGCCUACUGCAACGGACUCACUUAGCUAUCGCAGCAACAACAGGUCUAACAUGGCUAUUCAAAACGUAGAAAGAUCUACCACGUCGCUGUCUUCCCGUCUUAGUCGCCCCACUAUGUUCGUCCCUUAAAAAAGCCUCCUACCUCCUAAUAUCCAUGAACUCUAUAUAAAUUCACUCUUUCCCUCCUACCCAUACGUCUCUUUCGCUCCACUCAGCGGAGUCUUGUCCACGUCCCACGUCGCUUUGCUCGUACCUCGUACGCUCUUUGGGUAGUUUGAGGUUAAAUGAAAAGAAGAAGAGGAGCAUAUGCCUUCUACUCUUUUGAUUCCCUCAACUCUGUAGCUCUUUCCCUUCCGAGUACAAAUAGUGAGAGGGUACCUACCUGCUUAUGACAUCUUUAUAGUGCCUCCAAAGUGAGACCUAUCACUCCAAUUCUAUUCAUGCUUGGCACACUCAACUAAAAGAGGAACUCGUUACGGGGACCAGAUUCAUUAAGUAUAUAGUUUAGUAGCUCUUCCCUCUCUCUUAGCCACGUCGCUGGUAGGUAUCGCUCGCCCCUCUCCCACAGCAACCACAGCAACACCCAACCCCCAUCAUAAGUAUUAAAUGGCUUUAGGCCAUUUACUCUUACCAUCAUAAGUAUUAAAUGGCUUUAGGCCAUUUAGAUUAAUACUGAUGUGUAUUCUUUGGCCUUCUCAGUCGAGACGUCUACUACUGUUAUCACUCGUUGCUCUCGCUUACGCUCGAGUUGCUCCCUAUGGUCCUUCCUCUCUUUUGAACUGCAGGAGAAGGUACAGAGCCUCAGCUGCCGAAUAAGGCGUAUUAGUUUGAACAAGAGGAAUGAACGUGCGAGUGAGAACGACGCGUCCAACUCAAUGUCUGGAGAUAUGUUGCCAUUCCCGGCGAAGGUUUUGGGGCGUAAUGCGUCUGUCUUACGCUCGAGCCCUCGUUAAACAAAGGCCCUUUCGCGCAAGAAAGAUCGGACUACUUACUAUAUAGUUGAAUUGUUAAGCAGGUGCCCUAACCUUAGAUAGAGUUUCUGCUGCCCGUGACUUCCGAAUGUGCCCUUAAGAGCUCUGGAGAUGGAGUUUGAAUUCCGCCCAGUCCGAACCUUGAAUGUACGCUCCACCUGGCAUUCCGACCUACGGGAUCAUGGUUCAAAUUCAUUCCAGUUCACCGAGGAUCAUCAGCAGUAUUUUGAAUCAAUUAUGAAAUGAGUUAGAGAAAAAAAAAGAAGACCCGAACCCAUCAGCAAAUCAAAGACUGUUUGAAUUUAUCGAAUAAUCAAAACUAGAAUAUCUUUUCUUCACUCUAAAUACUUAUGAUGGGUUUUUAGGAUCAAUUUUGACGAUCAGUAUACGUUUUUCAUGUCCAUUCACUCCAGCUUAAUACGUUAAUGGGGGCCAUUCACUCUUGGUGCUGGGGCAGGGUAUCCCCUGAUAGAGCUCGAGCGUAUGCGAGAGGGGCGGAGAGCUGAGUAUUACGAAAGGGAAGGGCCAUCAGCAUUCUCGAGUAGUUUUGAAUCGCUACUGCCAUUCACGACUGGUGCUGGAGAGAGAGAGUCUUGUAUAUGUUUCUGUAUCUUGUAUCUCUUUUUUUUAUCUCUUUGUUGUAUCUUGUAUCUUUUGUGUUGUUUUGGGCCGUCUGACUUCCAUAAUCCGCGAUAGCGACGUGGAAAGAUCGGUUUAAUGUACGGGACUCGAGCCCUCACUCCACAACUAGAUAAGAAAGUGCAAUCUCACCUAAGGACAGACUCGUUCUCUAACCAUUCAAUCCUAUAGUGAAGUGAACCGAGGGCCGAGGGUCUCGUACCUCGUCCCUCUCCCUCUAAGCUGGUCGAGUGUAUUUGAUUAUAUCUGAUCCCGUGGGUUGCCCAAGAAGAGUGUUUUUCCGCCGCUGUUCUAAACAAUAAAUGACCAAAGACAGAUAAAGGACCAACGACGAUCUAUUUUGAGUUGGAGGCGCAGAGUAGGAGGUCAUUGAAGUAGAGGCAGAAUCGAAUGAUAACGAGAGAGAGAAUGAGACAAAGCGGGAGAGCACUUAGACAUUGCACUUUGAGUACGGGGAAGUCUGCAGGGAGGAAUUCCUCCGGGCGUAUUACUGCUUUUCACCGAGGGGGUGGAUCGAAGCGAUUGCUGCGAAAAAUUGACCUGAAACGAAGCACAUCGUCUAUUGGCAUUGUAGAAAGGAUUGAAUAUGACCCUAAUCGUUCUUCUCGGAUCGCUCUAGUACGAUGGAUCGAGGGGGUGCAGCUACUGAGCCAGAGGAAAUGCUACACGAUAGAAGAGUUCGCUCCGCCGCGUAAGAUCCUCGAACCUACCACGGCCACCAUCUUUUGCCUUUUUUCGUUCUCCUUCCUGCCCGGUAAAGUGGAUCAAAGAAGGGUAGCUUGCUCCCAAGCCAAGUGCUUGCUUACGCUUUAUGUAGUGGUCGGCCUUCCUACCUUCAUGCCUCCUUGGUCGAAGAGCCAAGCCUGCACUGGAAGCAAAGAAACUUGCGCAAAGGACGUUUUCUUCUCUGCCCUGUCCUCUCCCUUGGCCAAGGGAGAGACUGCAUCCCUUUCCUUCGGUAGCUCUUUGGCUUUCCCAAGGAUAGCGGUUGCUGGGGCAAAGCCCGCUUUCUUCGCUCCGCGAAUGAGAGAGAAAGUAAUCGGAAAAAAGAGGUUUUCUCUUUGCGAGAUCCGAAAGUGGAGAACGCAUUGCGUUCUCUGGGCACAUAGGAUCAAACGUAAAGCAGCGCUUUCUUGGCAGAGUUUGAGGCAGCAAGAAAGUUUAGGGCUUGUUGGAGCUGCUGAGCAUAACGCGGAUCAAGGUAGCUUGCCUGCCAAGCCUAUAGGCGAAGGGACGAAGGAUGGAGCGUGCAAAGUCGAUCGUGCACCUGUCACUUAUAUAUUAGCCAGUCAUCAAUUGGAAGCGGGUAAGAUAGUGAUGAAUUGCGAUGGGUCAAAACCUUCUAAAAGCGGCUUCUUGCGACCUGCCCAGAAUGCCCAUACAUACCUUCGGUUCCAAGACCUUGUUCGCACAGCGAAUAAAGGUCGGGUUGAAGGGGGCAGUCAGCUGGCAGCUUCUUGGCCACGCCCCCCUGCUUUUAGAUACGAGAUACUUGAUCGAAAUUCUCAAGUUGGAAAUAGCAUACCAUUAGCUGAUAUACGUAUGGGAACAUGGGUACAUGAUAUUGAAUGUCAUCCAGGUCAAGGCGCAAAGCUGGCUCGAGCCGCUGGAACUUAUGCUCAAAUAAUUAAGGAGCCAGCCCCACAAUGUGAAGUGCAGCUACCUUCGGGUGUUGAAAAAGUCAUAGAUUCCCGAUGCCGAGCUACUAUUGGUAUUGUUUCCCAUCCCAACCAUGGUGCACGUAAGCUUAGAAAAGCAGGACAAAGCCGGUGGUUAGGCAGAGGCCCCAUUGUUCGUGGUGUUGCAAUGAAUCCAGUGGAUCAUCCUCAUGGAGGAGGUGAGGGGCGCACAAAAGGAGGUAGACCUUCGGUCUCACCUUGGGGGAAGCCCACCAAAGCAGGAUUUCGGGCAGUAGUGGGGGUGGGGAAAGGCAGAAUUUAGUUCAUGCCACGACGAUCUAUAUGGAAGGGCUGUUUUGUUGAUGCUUUCCUGUUUAGAAUGAAGAAGAACAGAGACAGUGUUUUGAGCAGGAAAAUUUGGUCACGUAGAUCUUCUAUUUCGCCGGAAUUCGUUGAUUGCU
This is a messenger RNA of Zingiber officinale, 4599 nucleotides long. Its product is annotated as 60S ribosomal protein L2, mitochondrial-like. Gene Ontology annotation, biological process: cytoplasmic translation. Gene Ontology annotation, cellular component: ribosome. NCBI's taxonomy places the organism in Eukaryota, Viridiplantae, Streptophyta, Magnoliopsida, Zingiberales, Zingiberaceae. The transcript is spliced from 2 exons. The coding region runs from base 2910 to 4460 and encodes 516 amino acids. The record is from RefSeq and is a predicted model, not a curated record. Gene Ontology annotation, molecular function: structural constituent of ribosome; RNA binding.